AUGGUGGUACAGUCACCUUCCCCUCUAUUCUGCCAGGAGGUGGAUAAUGCCUUGCGUGUUCCCGCAUCAUCUUGCCGAGGGGGGUUCGACUUCUCUCUUCUCUUUGAGGAAAUUAUCUUGGGGAUUGUGCCUUUAGCCAUCGUCUUGAUCAUUGUACCAUUUCGGCUAUGGCAUCUGGCCCGGAAACCUCGCAAAGUAGAAGUUUCUUGGCUUCUAUGGGCGAAAGUGGCCACAUGGAUUGCUCUCACCUUUGCGCAGGCUGCGUUGGUGGCUCUUUGGUCCCUCCCCUCUAGCAUCCGAACACGUGCUUCCAUUGCGACGAACUCCGCAACGACGGCGGGAGUCUUCCUCCUCGGUUUUCUCUCCUACGCAGAACAUAACCUGUCUGUCAAGCCAUCGCUUCUUCUCAACCUUUAUCUGUUUUGCAGCCUUCUUUUCGAUGGCGCAAAAGUCAGAACAUUAUGGCUGAGGAACUUGGGGGGGAUGAACCACACGAUCACAAUUCUCACCUCUGCCGCACUUGGUGUCAAGCUUCUGCUCUUCAUUCUCGAGGCUGUGGAAAAGAGGUCUGUUCUGAAAAGUAAAUACUCGAAAUAUCCACCAGAAGCCACGAGUGGUGUCUUCAACAAGUUCUUUUUCUGGUGGUUGAUUCCUGUAUUCCGUGCUGGAUUCUCGAGGAUCCUCGCAAUUGAUGAUCUGUUUACGCUUGAGAAGAAGUUGAACUCGAAGCGACUGAGCGACACUCUGGAAACAUCUUGGAAGAAAGUGGAGACAAAAUCCCCAAACUCACUAUUCUUCGUGACCUUGAAAGCUUUCAAGUGGCAGAUCUUAUCGGGUGUUGCCCCGAGAGCUUGUCUUGUCGCGCUGAAUCUGUGCCAACCUUUACUUUUACAUCGUUCGCUUUCAUUUUCUACCGAGCCGGUGAACCAAGACACCGACAAUGUCGGCUACGGUUUGAUUGGUGCCUAUGCACUUGUGUAUACGGGGCUAGCUAUUACAAUGGGACAAUAUCAACACUCAACGUACCGCGCAAUCGCGAUGGUAAGGGGGGCCCUUGUCUCCAUGGUCUACAACAAGGCAACCGGCCUUGAUGUCAAAGAAGCCGAUCCUGCAUCAUCUCUCACGCUGAUGAGUGCGGAUGUCGAACGAAUAGUUCAAGGUUGGCAAACAAUGCAUGACAUGUGGGCCAACGUCAUUGAAAUGGGGCUGGCUAUAUACCUUCUUGAGCAGCAGUUAGGUCUGGCCUGCGUGGUUCCAGUUGGGGUCUCAGUUGUUGCCCUAGUUGGCUCCAUGAUAGGACUUACGUUCGUUAUGGCAAGACAAGCACAAUGGCUCGAGGCCAUUGAGAGGCGUAUUUCAUCGACUGCCUCGAUGCUUUCUUCGAUCAAAGGGGUCAAAAUGCUUGGUCUUACCCCAACAAUGAUGCACCUGGUCCACAACUUACGCAUUGAUGAAUUGAACAUUUCGAAGAAAUUCCGAACACUUUUGGUUUGGAAUAUGGGUUUCGCCUGGUUAACCCGCAUUUUUGCUCCGAUUGUCGCUUUCGGGGCGUUCGUCGGUAUCUCACACGACGAUGCUGCACUGAACACUUCAGUAGUAUACACAUCAUUAUCCCUUUUCACGCUUUUGUCAGAUCCCCUCUUGACUCUUGUUAUGGCCUUGAUGUCAUUCGUGGGGUCUGUUGGGUCCUUUGCGCGUAUUCAAGAAUUCCUUGACAAGGAAAGUCAUGUUGACUCCAGAAAAAACGCGUCGACGCCCCAGCUUGAUCUCUUCCAGGAGCAAAAGACCAAGCGUUUUGCUUUCGUUGAUGACGCAGAGACGCUUACGAACAGCUCUCACUCGCGCAAGUCGUCAGAGAUCCAAUCUUCUCACUCGUUAUAUAACUCGAUAACGAUUCAAAAUGCGGCGUUUGGCUGGGACGUUAGCAAAGACCCCCUGCUCAAGAACCUGACGGUUACAGUUGGGCGGGGGAACUUGGUUAUGCUGAUCGGCCCCUCUGGCUGCGGAAAAUCAACCUUAGUGAAGGCUCUCCUUGGCGAGGUACCUUGUCUAAGUGGAAACAUAAGUGUAUCGUCUGAGCGAAUUGCGUACUGUGACCAAGUACCAUGGCAUAUCAACGCAUCAAUCCGGGAUAGUAUUACUGCCAUGUCGAGUUUCGACAGCGGGUGGUAUACUUCUGUUAUACGCGCGUGUGCUUUGGUGGAAGACUUUGACCAGCUACCUCGCGGAGAUCAAACUAUCAUUGGGAGUCAAGGCAUUUCCCUCAGCGGCGGUCAGAGCCAACGGAUUGCACUAGCCAGGGCUGUCUAUGCCCGAAGAGAGAUCAUCAUUCUAGACGAUGUCUUGAGCGGUCUAGAUGCAACCACCGAGGAUCACGUUUUUCACCAUCUUAUUGGUGUACAUGGCUUGCUACGCUCGGUUGGCUCGACUGUCAUUUUAGCUUCAUCGUCUGUGAAACGAGUUCCUUACGCCGAUCACAUUGUCGUUCUUGACACAGACGGCUUCAUCACAGAGCAAGGAACCUUCAAAGCCCUCGACUCGGCAGGAGGCUACGUAUCCAGCUUCUCACUAGCCUCUCCUGAAUGGAAAUUCGAGGGGAAACCACGCGCUAUCAAAGAGAAGUCCGACGUUAAAACCACCACUGUUGAAGCAAAGGAGAUGGUGAUCGAUGAGCACGGGAGCAGCGGCGAUUUAUCCAUUUACCUGUACUAUGCCAGGUCGAUUGGAUGGCUCCCUACAAUUACAUUUAUCGUGGCCAUUAGUGGGUUUGUUUUCUGCAUAUCUUUUCCCAGUCUCUGGGUAAAGUUGUGGGCUAGUGCAAACGAAAGGGAGCCUGGAGUGCACACAGCUUACUAUCUGGGUAUCUAUGCAAUGCUUGGUGCCGUGGCGAUGCUAUCCUUGAUGGCUGGUUGCUGGCAGAUGUUCAUUCAUAUGGUCCCGAAAUCGGGCGAGGUUUUCCACAGGAAUCUUUUGAGCACCGUCCUUGGAGCUCCUAUGUCUUUCUUUUCAGCCAUAGACAGCGGUGCUAUCCUCAACCGUUUUAGUCAGGACCUCCAGCUCAUUGAUAUGGAGCUUCCAGCUGCUGCUAUCAAUACAUUUACUACGCUGGUUCUCUGCAUCUCACAAAUGGUCUUUAUCGGAAUUGGAUCAAAAUAUGCAGCCGCCUCCUUCCCAGUGGUGAUCGGUGUUCUUUAUGCCGUGCAGAAGGUUUACCUACGCACUUCCCGACAGCUACGAUUUCUAGACCUUGAAGCGAAGACGCCGUUGUUUUCCCACUUCAGUGACUGCCUCGGCGGCCUCAUCACCCUAAGAGCCUUUGGGUGGCAGCGUCCUCUCCAGGAGAAGAAUCAAGAAUUGCUUGAUCGCUCGCAGAGACCGUUUUAUCUUCUAUAUGCUGUUCAGCGCUGGCUCACAAUUACUCUGGAUAUGGUGGUUGCAGCCAUUGCAGUGUUGUUAGCUGUUCUCGUUGUGGUAAUGCGGGGGACGAUCAGCUCUGGCUAUGUCGGGGUGGCAUUGCUCAACGUCAUCAUGUUCAGCCAGAGCAUCAAGCUCUUGGUCACAUUUUGGACUAAUCUGGAGACGCACAUUGGGUCAAUUCUUCGUGUCAGGACAUUCACGGAGAAAGUGUCCUCGGAAAAUCUGCCAGAGGAAACAGACGACGUUCCCCACGAGUGGCCAUCUCAAGGUCAAAUUGAGAUCACCAACGUAUCUGCGCAGUAUAGGAGCUCUGAGCCAGUGCUUCAAGAUGUAUCUCUUUCCAUCAAGGAGGGCGAGAAGGUCGCUAUCUGUGGCAGAACCGGCAGCGGCAAAACCUCUCUUGUAAUGAGCAUCUUCCGCAUGCUAGACCUUAGCACCGGUAGCAUAUCAAUCGACGGCACCGACAUCUCGAAAAUCCCGCGCCAAACCGUGCGCUCACGCCUCAACGGAGUCUCACAGAGUCCCCUCCUAAUGAAGGGGACAGUAAGGCGCAACGCAGACCCAACAGGCUCUAUCACAGACACAGACAUCUGGAACGCCUUCAAAAGCGUCCAGCUAUACUCCAUCGUCCAAGAAAAGGGCGGCCUCGACGCCGACAUCGACGAGCUCUUCCUGUCGCACGGACAGAAGCAACUCUUCUGUCUAGCACGCGCCAUCCUCCGUUCCGGGAAAAUUCUUGUCCUCGACGAAGCCACCAGCAACGUGGACGCCAAAACAGACGAGAUCCUCCAGCGCGUCAUCCGCGGAAAAUUCGCCGCCCACACCAUCCUCGCCGUCGCACACAAGCUCGACACCAUCCUCGACUACGACACAGUCGUCGUCCUCGAAGCCGGCCGCGUCGUCGAGUCCGGUAACCCCUUCGAUCUGCUCUCCUCAGACGAGUCGUACUUCGCUCGCCUUUAUGCGAGCUCCGUGGCGGAUGAGUUGGAUUAA
Molecule: messenger RNA, 4410 nt
Organism: Aspergillus campestris IBT 28561
Lineage: Eukaryota; Fungi; Ascomycota; Eurotiomycetes; Eurotiales; Aspergillaceae
Gene: abcB
Product: putative ABC multidrug transporter
Exons: 15
Coding region: 1-4410 (1469 amino acids)
Biological process (GO): transmembrane transport
Cellular component (GO): membrane
Molecular function (GO): ATP hydrolysis activity; ABC-type transporter activity; ATP binding
Source: RefSeq, a predicted model, not a curated record